Messenger RNA from Durio zibethinus, 1768 nucleotides. The record is from RefSeq and is a predicted model, not a curated record. Lineage: Eukaryota; Viridiplantae; Streptophyta; Magnoliopsida; Malvales; Malvaceae.
AUCCAGUUUACAGAAAUACCCCUACCUUUCUGAUCUUACCAACCCACCUGAGGAGGACAAACUGGUGAUUUCACUCUCGAACUAUAAAUUAGAUCACACCGACCUGAAAACUUAUUGUUAUUUAAAAAACAUAAAAGAAGGCCUUUUUGUUUCUCCGAACAGGAUUUGGAUUGUAAAUCUAUAAAUUCCCAUAAUGUGACCCUCACCUAUCUCUUUGAUUUUUUCUUGAAUUCGACAGUGAAUUUCAGCUGAAUUUAGCUGCCUAGGGCUUUGGAUUUGGAUUUGGGGAAUUUGAGGAACGAAAACAAGGGCAAAUGGAUGGAGUGUUGUCUGCUAGUGAUAAACAGAGCAUGGUCUCCUCCUUUCUCGAGAUUGCCGCAGGUCAAACUGCCGAGACCGCCAUGCAGUUUUUACAAGCAACAAGUUGGAAUCUGGAUGAAGCUAUUCAACUAUUUUAUGUCGGUAAUGAAGGUGGUGUGCUUGCAUCAGCUUCAGAGUCUCCAGCAAUGGAAAACUUGGAUUCUUGGGUUGAUCAAAAUUCUUGUGAGUUGGAGUCCGGAAAUAAUAAUGUUGUACCUGCUGGUGGAGACGAAGUGCGCGCUCCUUUACCUGUAGUAAGGGAGACACUUUAUGAUGAUACCAUGCUAUAUAGGGCAUCAAGGUUGGGAUAUCCUCCCCAACAGUUGAGUUCAUUAAUUGCAUUCCGUAAUUUUGAGGAGGAAAUCAAACGUCCUGGGGUUUGGGAAUCAGAUGAAGGUGCUUCUUCCACAGUAGAUGCUCCUCAAGAUAAUCUUGCCACCUUAUAUCGUCCUCCUUUUCAUCUGAUGUUCCAAGGACCAUUCGAAAAGAGUUAUGUGUCUAUGGUGGAGGCAAAAGCUGCUGCAUCUGUUGAGGACAAGUGGCUCCUUGUGAACUUGCAAUCUACCAAGGAGUUCAGCUCACAUAUGCUUAAUCGAGAUACAUGGGGAAAUGAAGCAGUUUCUCAAACCAUUAGCAGCAACUUUAUUUUCUGGCAGGUAUAUGAUGAUUCAAGUGAGGGCAGGAAAGUUUGCACCUAUUACAGGCUAGAUUCGAUUCCUGUAGUGCUUGUUAUUGACCCAAUCACAGGACAGAAAAUGCACUCCUGGUGUGGAAUGGUUCAACCUGAGAGUUUGCUGGAGGACCUCGUUCAAUUCAUGGAUGGUGGCCCAAGGGAUUAUCAUGCAACUCUGUCUCAUAAACGUCCAAGAGGAAGCUCAGUUACACCACAACAAAAAGUUAAAGAUGAUAAAGUUUUAUCCACUACUGACAAGGAGGAACCAUGCUCGAGUGAGAAACCUACAUAUCCACCUCUUCCUGAAGAACCUAAGGCUGAUAGGAACCUCUUAUGUAGGGUUGGAGUCCGUCUUCCUGAUGGACGUAGGGUACAGAGAAACUUUCUCCGUACUGAUCCAGUACAGCUACUGUGGUCAUUCUGCUAUAUUCAACUUGGUGAAGCUGAAUCAAAGCCAUUCCGCCUGACCCAACCGAUUCCAGGAGCUUCAAAAUCUCUGGAUUAUGAUAGUAAAUUAACAUUUGCCGAGUCAGGUCUCGCCAAUUCAAUGAUAUCAGUUGCAUGGGAAUGAAUAUUGUGAAGUCAGCAGUGGGUUUCAAUGUAUAUAAUACUCAGUACUCUUAUGUCUUCAAUACUUUUGAUUUCUUUUGCCAGAGGGUCAUUAACUCGUUCAAUAAAACUAUUUGAUAAUAGUGUAAAUUCAGAUCAGUUGAUUCGUAUAAAUAUUUUUAAGAA